CCCUCAGAUGGCCACAGCGCCGUGGAUUCAACGAACGCUUUCAGCAAAUAUCGGAAUACUUGAACGCGCCAAGGGAGCCAGCCAGAGUGACAGUAGCGCUAGAUGAGAACGAAAAAGGGCGGUUAAUAGACUCAGGUCUUAAUUAUUUCAAUAGUUUCAUUGUUUCACAAGAGAACGGCAGCAUUUGCUAUUUUCCCAUUAUUACUUUAAUAUUCCGUGCUCUUACGGCGCAAUCCCAGUUAUUUGUGCAUGAACCCGGAGACGAUAACGCACUCCCAGCCUGCGCUGGUGAUGCCAUGCCCCGCAACCACAGCGGAGAUGAAGGCGGCUCUGGGCUCUGGAUGAAGACCUCUCCGGGGCACCGCGCUGAGGGGUAUGGAUUGAAGGAUGUGGAGUCCGGUCGAAGGAUGAUGAACAACUCGGCAAGGACGAGGGACGGCUUGCUGGCGGCCGCGUCUGGCUCUUCCGCGGCCACAACAGGUGCAGAAAACCUAAGGGGGAAACAGGGAGCCCGCCUGAGCCUGCUCGGGAAGCCGCUUAUCUACAGCGCGCAGAGCGGCCGGAGAAACGUGCGCUACCGGAGGCUUCAGAAUUACCUGUACAACGUGCUGGAGAGACCGCGUGCCUGGGCGUUCGUGUACCACGCCUUUGUGUUCAUCCUGGUGUUUGGCUGCCUGGUUCUGUCCGUGUUCUCCACCAUCCCUGCUCAUCAGGACCUGUCCUCCCACUGCUUACUCAUCUUGGAGUUUGUGAUGAUCGUGGUAUUUGGCCUGGAGUACAUUGUUCGCAUUUGGUCUGCUGGAUGCUGCUGUCGCUACAGGGGAUGGCAGGGUCGGCUACGCUUCGCCAGGAAGCCCUUCUGUGUCAUAGACAUCAUCGUGCUCAUCGCCUCGGUGGCCGUGGUGUCGGCCGGAAGCCAGAGCAACAUGUUCGCCACGUCGGCGCUGCGGAGCCUCCGCUUCCUGCAGAUACUGCGCAUGGUGCGCAUGGACCGGCGGGGCGGCACCUGGAAGCUGCUGGGGUCAGUGGUCUACGCGCACAGCAAGGAGCUGGUCACUGCCUGGUACAUCGGAUUCCUGGUUCUUAUCUUCUCCUCCUUCCUGGUGUACCUUGUGGAGAAAGAGUUCAACAAAGAGUUCGCCACAUACGCAGAUGCACUGUGGUGGGGAACGAUCACCCUCACCACCAUCGGCUACGGGGACAAGACGCCCCAGACCUGGACCGGCCGGCUGCUCUCGGCGGGGUUCGCCCUCCUGGGCAUCUCAUUCUUCGCCCUCCCAGCGGGCAUUCUGGGUUCGGGCUUCGCUCUCAAGGUUCAGGAGCAGCACCGGCAGAAGCACUUUGAAAAGCGGAGAAACCCGGCUGCCAGCCUCAUCCAGUGUGUUUGGCGUAGUUAUGCGGCUGAUGAGAACUCGGUUUCCAUUGCUACCUGGAAGCCUCAUUUGAAGGCGUUGCAUACCUGCAGCCCUACAAAGAAAGACCAGGGGGAGUCCUCUACAAGUCAGAAGCUGAGCUUUAAGGAGCGUGUGCGGAUGGCCAGCCCCCGUGGUCAGAGCAUUAAGAGCCGACAGACGUCGGUGACUGACCGACGAUCUCCGGGUGCCGACAUCAACACAGAGGGAACCAGCCCGGCCAAGGUGCAGAAGAGCUGGAGCUUCAAUGAUCGCACCAGGUUCCGCCCCUCACUGCGACUCAAGAGCCAAUCCCGGACCACUCCUGAUGCUGACACCAACCUGGGCGCAGAGGACGGCUUCGAUGAGAAGGGCUGCCACUGUGAGAUCUCAGUGGAGGACCUAACGCCGCCCGUCAAGUGCGUCAUCAGAGCGGUCAGGAUAAUGAAGUUCCAUGUGGCAAAGAAGAAGUUUAAGGAGACGCUGAGGCCGUAUGACGUGAAGGACGUGAUCGAGCAGUACUCUGCCGGACACCUGGACAUGCUGUGCCGGAUCAAGAGCCUGCAGACCCGCCUGGACACCAUCGUGGGUCCGCAGCAGACCCUGAGCAGCAGAGCCAAGACCUUUUCCUCCCCCUCUCUACACUUGUAUUACAGCCAGCAUGGGAGGAAGCACUCUGCCACGGGAGUGGACCAAAUACUGGGCAAGGGCCAGAUUCCCGUGGACAAGAAAGUCAGGGACAAGCUCCUGUCGGACAGUGACACAAUGGAGGACGUCAGCAUGCUGGGACGCGUGUGCAAAGUGGAGCGGCAGGUCCAGUCCAUUGAAUCCAAGCUGGACUCUCUGUUGGACAUCUAUAGGCAGGUGCUGCGCAAGGGCUCCUCCUCAGCCCUGACGCUGUCCUCCCUCCCCUUGUUUGAGCUGGAGCAGACCUCGGACUACCCGAGCUCCAUCCUGAGCAAAGACCUGUCCUGCUCCACUCAGGUGAGCGGGGGCUGCGUGUCUCGCUCCACCAGCGCCAACCUGCCCCGGGGCCUGCACCUGAUCCUGGCCCCCAACGAACUCAGCCUCAACCUGAACAACUCCCCCGCCGGCUUCCCGCCGUCGUCGUCCUCCUUCACCCCUUCGCCCCUGCCCCACGGGCAGCCCCCCACCCCCGAGAGCAACUCCACCAACACCCCCCCUCCCAUCCUCACGCCCAACAACCUGUCCGGGAACCCCUUCCCCAGCCUGGCCAGGCCUCCGCCUCCGCCCCCGCCAUCCGCGCCAGCCGCGCUGCAGCCCACCCCCGCGCCCCCAACCCCCGGCGCCGCCCCCGUCGCCUCCCAGGAUGGCGCGGUGGCCCACCCGGCGGCCGUGGAGGCGGGAGGGGAUGCCAGUCACGCCCGGGGCGGGGUGCAGCUGAGGAGCAAGCCCAGCGCCAAGGAGGAGGGCUCCUGGAGGAGACACCUGAGCCUGGAGGCCAAGCUGCUAGUGCCCCUGUCCCCUGCGGUGGCGGUGCCCGCCAGCGGCCUGGGCAAGUCCCUGUCAGUACAGAACCUCACGCAGCACGGCGCAGACUACCACCCCAACGUGUCGCCCAGUAGCAGCAGCAACGACUCCAGCGGCGGCAUCCCCGGGGGCGGCUGGGGCGAGGAGGAGCUCUUCAUCAGCGACAGGGACCUGGACGCCCGGCAAGGGGGCGGCUUUGACUUCCUGUCACAGCCCACGGCGGAUGUCGCCUUCUCGGCGGAGCUCCUGAGGACUGGAGCAGGCGGGUCCUCCCACAGCCUGGCCAACAUUCGGACCUCUGCCGGCAGCUCCGAGUCUCUGAACAUGCCCCACGUGAGGCUAAAAUAGACAGACAUGCUGAACUCUC
Megalops cyprinoides (Indo-Pacific tarpon) is the source of this 3249-nucleotide messenger RNA. It is a transcript of the gene kcnq5b, whose product is annotated as potassium voltage-gated channel, KQT-like subfamily, member 5b. Gene Ontology annotation, cellular component: membrane. Bases 297 to 3230 code for a protein of 977 amino acids. The record is from RefSeq and is a predicted model, not a curated record. NCBI's taxonomy places the organism in Eukaryota, Metazoa, Chordata, Actinopteri, Elopiformes, Megalopidae. The transcript has 15 exons. Gene Ontology annotation, molecular function: voltage-gated potassium channel activity. Gene Ontology annotation, biological process: potassium ion transport; transmembrane transport.